AUGGCUGCAUUUGAUGAAAUAUUUGAUUAUGUCGAUAAAGAUACUUUUUUCCAAUAUUUCCGAUUGACAUUAGUUGUUUGUACUUAUUUGAUAUUCCGGAAAUAUUAUUCUGCUUGGGCCAUUAAAAAGCAAACUGCUACUCAAUUAGCUCAAGAUCAAAAACAACAAGCUGAAAAAUCUGAAAGAGAUGCUAAAGAAUCUAAAGAAAAAUUUGAUACUAUUUCUAAUGAAGCUAAAGAAUUUGGUUGGGGUAAAAAAACUAGAAAUAAUGUUAAAUUAACUGAAGCAGUAUUAGCUGAAUAUAGUGAACAACAAAGACAAAGAAAUCAAACUAGUUAUGAUGCUCAAGAAGAUGCAGAUAUUGAUGAUUUAUUAGAAGAUUAA
Messenger RNA from Candida dubliniensis CD36, 384 nucleotides. RefSeq lists its product as uncharacterized. The coding region runs from base 1 to 384 and encodes 127 amino acids. Lineage: Eukaryota; Fungi; Ascomycota; Pichiomycetes; Serinales; Debaryomycetaceae. Gene Ontology annotation, biological process: protein transport. The transcript has a single exon. The record is from RefSeq and is a predicted model, not a curated record.